AUGCCUCAUUUAAUGAAAAGCAUUAUUGAAACCAAGCUGUCUGCCAUUGCCUCAGGGAGGAAUUUUGCAUAUGUUGAGCCACCUAGGAGAGUUAAAGAAAUACUUGAAGAAGAGCUUUAUUUUUGGAAAGAAGCGUGCCGGGUUAAACAUCCAGCUGCAGUGGCUCUGGAAGGAAUUUGGAGCGUGAAAAAGUGUGUCUCCCUUGGAAGCCUGAAACCAGUGUCACAGAACAGAAAUGGUUUACUUUUACAGCCUCAAUUCUACUCAAGGCAUGCAGGAAAGAAAAUGAAAUGUAUUAACUUUGUAGUGGAAGGUGAAGGCUUCUAA
Molecule: messenger RNA, 327 nt
Organism: Egretta garzetta (little egret)
Lineage: Eukaryota; Metazoa; Chordata; Aves; Pelecaniformes; Ardeidae
Gene: CUNH11orf97
Product: chromosome unknown C11orf97 homolog
Exons: 5
Coding region: 1-327 (108 amino acids)
Cellular component (GO): ciliary base
Source: RefSeq, a predicted model, not a curated record